AUGGAGUCCGAGUCGUCGAACCGUGUUCUCCGUCCUAGAACCCAGCGCGCCCCUCAUCCGUACAGUACCAGGGGCAAGAACAAAAAGCAGAAGCUCGCUGUGCCUGAGAUUGCUGUGCCAAGUAACUCUCCCGCUGGCCGAUUUUGCCGCGUCUUGGAGUUGGGAUCUGCAUUGGUCUGGGAGUAUUUGUCCAUAGACGACGUCCGCACUUUGCUGCAGACAUUUUCUAAUGCAUUUUCGCAAGACUUCCUCGACGUGGUGUCACUGAAAGCAAUUGAUACCUUCGCUGUGGAGAAUGAGACCCAUUUAGGGCAGCGCUGUCCCUGCGACUGGAUGCGAGGUCUGGAUUUCCUCCAUUCUAAUCGUGUUUGCAACCUAGAUCUCCCUUUCGGCGUGGACAAAACGCUGCCGAUAUUCCAAGAGGCAAAUGGUGCGCAGAACCUCUUCAGGGCGUUGCUGCUGACAAAGACACUGCUUGAGCCGUUGAGAAGAAAUGUGAGGCAAACAUUGCUAGUUCCUGUGGUUUGUCCGCUCUCGAAGCUGGAUGAGAACCCGACCGCGGAAGACCUGACACGCGCAAUGAACAGUGUGUAUCGCAAUGCUGGAUCUCGAUUCUUCUACAAGUUCAAGCAGAGGAGAGGACGCUCAUACGUGGAUUACUUGGAUUACCACUGGGACGAGAUCGAUGGCUCGUCAUGCCGGAACUGUGACGGUUUUUUUUCUUCGACUCCAAAGAGAGUGAAGGGGGCAAGUUAUCCGGCACUUCAGCGAUUCAAAGCGAACUGCGAAAAGAUCUACCGCCCGUUGAAAGCUGCCAUGGAGAAGGAUCUGACGUUCCUGCGAUUCGUCCCCCAGCCGCGAAGACUGCGAGGCUCGAACGCAGAUGUGGUCCCUUACCAAGGAAUGGUGGCAGGUAUAACACCAGACGGAGUUUUAUGCGGAUUCUACCUUGUCAGCGGGUACAAGGCGUAA
Molecule: messenger RNA, 972 nt
Organism: Phytophthora sojae
Lineage: Eukaryota; Oomycota; Peronosporomycetes; Peronosporales; Peronosporaceae
Exons: 1
Coding region: 1-972 (323 amino acids)
Source: RefSeq, a predicted model, not a curated record